CGACUUGUAGGAAUAAAGUAGAUAGAAAUCCGAUCAGUUUGGAAGGAAGGAAGAAAGAAAGAAUGGCGACGGAAUCAUCGGAAGGGGAGGAAGAAGGAAAGCUCAUGGGUGGGAACCAGCAGUUGACGAUCGAUGACGAAGACCUCCGUGAAAUGGCCAAGAAGGCCGCCUGGAGUGUCAGCUCUUGCAAGCCUGGCAACGGCGUCACUUCUCUCCGCGACGACAACCUCGAUACCUACUGGCAAUCAGAUGGUGCCCAACCUCACCUUGUAAACAUUCAAUUUCAGAAGAAAGUGAAGCUCCAAUUGGUGGUUCUCUAUGUGGAUUUCAAGCUUGAUGAGAGCUACACGCCUAGUAAGAUCUCUAUCCGUGCUGGUGAUGGCUUCCAAAAUUUGAAGGAGAUAAAAUCUGUGGAACUUGUCAAGCCAACUGGUUGGGUUUACAUAUCAUUAUCUGGAAAUGAUCCUCGGGAAACUUUUGUCAAUACUUUCAUGUUGCAAAUUGCUGUAUUGUCGAAUCAUCUAAAUGGAAGAGAUACCCAUGUGCGGCAGAUAAAAGUUUAUGGGCCUCGACUGAACCCCAUUCCUCGCCAACCCUUUCAGUUCACCUCAAGGGAGUUCAUUACUUACUCAACGGUGAGAUGAGAAUCAUGAUAUCAUGUGUGGUUGAGCGAAGCACUUAUCAUGCUGCUGAAUUUGAUUAUUUGAAGAUAGGGAGGGGAUCCUUGGUGUUGAAUAUUGUUGUUUAGACCAGCGAGAAACUAGAUUUGUUUUUUCUCAAUUUCUUUCUUGUUUUGUGCGUUGUAUGUUGCUUAGCUUAUAAAGGAUUGAUGUUCUGGCAAGUAAACCAAAUUUCAGA
Molecule: messenger RNA, 858 nt
Organism: Rhododendron vialii
Lineage: Eukaryota; Viridiplantae; Streptophyta; Magnoliopsida; Ericales; Ericaceae
Product: anaphase-promoting complex subunit 10
Exons: 6
Coding region: 63-644 (193 amino acids)
Biological process (GO): anaphase-promoting complex-dependent catabolic process; protein K11-linked ubiquitination
Cellular component (GO): anaphase-promoting complex
Source: RefSeq, a predicted model, not a curated record